Oncorhynchus tshawytscha (Chinook salmon) is the source of this 417-nucleotide messenger RNA. RefSeq names its product urotensin-2-like. The record is from RefSeq and is a predicted model, not a curated record. Lineage: Eukaryota; Metazoa; Chordata; Actinopteri; Salmoniformes; Salmonidae. Gene Ontology annotation, molecular function: hormone activity. The transcript has 4 exons. Gene Ontology annotation, cellular component: extracellular region. Gene Ontology annotation, biological process: blood vessel diameter maintenance; regulation of blood pressure. The coding region runs from base 28 to 417 and encodes 129 amino acids.
AAACCCAGACACAACUGGCCCGUGGAGAUGAUGUGUAACCUGCUCCUAUCAUGGACCUUCCUGCUGGUAGCCUCUGGCUCGCUAUUGGCCCAUCCCAUCACAGACUCUGCAGAGAUGCCCUACCUGGGUCCUGUAUCUCUGGAGGAUGGUGGUGCAGGUAGUCCAGACGAGCUGUCUUUCUCUGAGCAGACAUACCUGCCCCAGUCUGGCCCUGGACUCAGAUACUCAUCCUUACUGUCUGGAGAGCUGAGCAGAGAUGGUCUCAGUGCAGCUGGACUACUACCAAGACAGAUGAAGACAGAUGUGUUGCUGGAGAAACAGAGUCACCUAAGUCCCGUCAGUCGCUUCUUUGGCAUCAGGAAGCCAUUCAGAAAGAGAGGAGGCAACUCAGAGUGUUUCUGGAAGUACUGUGUCUAA